This is a messenger RNA of Salmo salar (Atlantic salmon), 2632 nucleotides long. Its product is annotated as hepatocyte nuclear factor 4-beta. NCBI's taxonomy places the organism in Eukaryota, Metazoa, Chordata, Actinopteri, Salmoniformes, Salmonidae. The record is from RefSeq and is a predicted model, not a curated record. Gene Ontology annotation, molecular function: zinc ion binding; RNA polymerase II cis-regulatory region sequence-specific DNA binding; DNA-binding transcription factor activity. Gene Ontology annotation, biological process: regulation of DNA-templated transcription.
GAGAGUCGCAAACAGACAGUGGGCCAAAUCUCAGUGUCUCUCUCUUUCCCUCAUUGGAAGGCUGUUUGGCAUCUGUCACACUGAUCUGGAACAUUAGCUACCAGCUAAAUACAUACUGGAUAACUUGUUCUGUUAUACAACCUGAGUAAGAACUGCCUGCCAGGAAUACUGGGAUGAGAAAAGGAAGAAUCUAAAAGGUGCACAUGAUUCACUGGGCCAAGGAAAAUAUCAGCACAGGACAGGAACCAGGACUUUGGAGGCCUGUGACCGAGUGGAGGAAUAGCGGUGUCACAGAGAAUGACAACACAUUGAUUUACCUGAGCUAGACAAUCAGGAAGACACAGAGAGGAAUUAAGUGAUUGUGCUGAAAAAGUGGCUAAUUUUGUAACAGAGUGGUGAACUGAAGAGGAAGAUCGUGCAGCAGCCUGUUCUGAUUCCUUUGCUCAUAUAAAUCAGACUUUUGUUUUGGGCCUAGUGUGGCCUCCUGAAGCAGUGACCAGAACCAUGAAGCUGUCAGGGAACGUGCUGGAUCUGGACUCCACAGACUACAGUACCACCCUUGACCCCUCCUACACCAUGCUGGAGUUUGACAACCUCAGGGUGUUUCCUGUAGAGACAGAGUUGAUGAUGCCGGAGCCUGCCCCUCUGCUGCCACAGACCAAUGGGAGCGUGUGUUCCAUAUGUGCAGACAGGGCCACAGGUAAACACUACGGUGCUUCCAGCUGCGACGGCUGCAAGGGCUUCUUCAGGAGGAGCGUCAGGAAGAACCACGCCUACACCUGCAGGUUCAGCAGGCAAUGUGUUGUGGACAAAGACAAGAGAAACCAAUGCCGUUACUGCAGGCUUCGGAAAUGUUUUCGAGCAGGCAUGAGAAAGGAAGCCGUGCAGAACGAGCGGGACCGCAUCAGCAGCCGUAGAGGAGAGGGACAGGGGCUGGGCACUCUGUCCAUCAGCGUACUGCUACAGGCAGAGGCCAGCAUGCAUCAGUUUCCAGCCCUGACCUCCCCUAUGAGCUGUGACAUCAACAGCAAGAAGAUAGCGCGCUUGGGGGACGUGUGUGAGUCCAUGAAGCAGCAGCUCCUCCUGCUGGUGCAGUGGGCCAAGCGCAUCCCCGAGUUCUGCAGCCUCCCCGUUGACGACAGGGUAUCCCUGUUACGAGCCCACUCUGCUGAACACCUCAUCCUAGGGGUGGCUCAACGUUCCCUGCCUUACAAUGACAUUAUCCUUCUGGGUAAUUACUUUGUGAUCCCAGUGAGCGGUGCUGAGGUGGAGGUGUCCAGGGUGGCUGCCCGGAUCCUGGAGGAGCUGGUCAAGCCUCUGAGAGAGCUGGACAUCACCAACAGCGAGUUUGCCUGCCUUAAAACCAUAGUCUUCUUCAGUCCUGACUGCCCAGGGCUGGAGGCCCCUCAGACAGUGCGGCAGCUGCGUUUCCAGGCCCAGGUGCUGCUGGACGAGGCCACCUGUGAGCAGCGGGGGCGUUUUGGGGAGCUGCUGCUGAUGCUGCCCCCCCUGCAAAGUGUGGCCUGGCAGAUGGUGGAGACGCUGCAGUUGGCCAGGCUCCUGGGGGAGCCCAGCGUGGACAGCCUGCUGCAGGAGAUGCUGCUGGGGGAGGGGGCCACUGGGGGCCUGGGACAACGCACAGGGCACGAUUCUAUCUCAAAUGUAAUGGCGUUCCCCCAACCGCAAGAUCACACCUUGUCUCAGGACCUGCUAGGAGGCCAUGUCGGGUUGCCUAGCAACUUCACAUCAGUCAUCCUACCUGUCCCUAGCUCUCUGCCAGUGGUGCCUCUGGUGCCCACACAGACGGGCACUGAGGUGUACAGACACGGGGAGGGUGCAGACAUGCCCAUAGAGUCUGCCCACAGCAUGCCCAUGGCUCCUGUCCACACCUGCCUCUGAGAAGCAGACCAAGCAGCACCAGCUACUCAACCAGAGAGGAGGAAAAAAAGCUGUGUGGUCUAAACAUGCAGGCACACACACACAUCCAAUCCAGCCCACGGUUGGUUUGAGUAAAAUGAUUUUUUUUUAGGGGAAAAAAUAAUAAUGGACCUGCAGUUUCUUGACUGUGUCCAGCUCCCUGAUAACCACAGUGAGGAAAUACAACACAUUUUCAUUGCAGCCCUCGGAACCUCAUUGAAGACCGAAUAUGGCCCCUGGGGCAAAAUGAGUUUAUCACCCCUGACAUGGUGUUGGUGCAUCCAGGCCGUGCUACUAUAUGAUUACAACAUGAAGUAGAGGCUGUUACAUGGACACUAGUAACCCAAAAAUGGACUUUGACUCAGCCAGCCAAUCCUCUCCCUUAUCCACCUUUGCACAAUGCACAUUACACACAAAGAAUAUGAUGCAUACAAUUAAUAAUUGAUCAGGAAUUGUUCUUUAUGUUAACCAUUCACUGACAAUUAAAAUCAUCAAAUCAAUUAAGACCACAGCUCAAUAGUAUGUUAUCUUUAUUAGAUCAUGGUUGGGUGAGUUGUGUUGGCAUGUUAAUUAAUGAUAGUGAUGUGGCAGUGGUGAAGUAAGAACAAUUUCAUGUUUUUUAUCUUUAGGAUCAAAGUCCAUGCUUUCUCUUCUUACUGUUAAACAUUUUAAAGUCACUCGUUUUUUAAAGGAAAUAAAUUAAAAAUAAAUGUGG